Molecule: messenger RNA, 2808 nt
Organism: Cataglyphis hispanica
Lineage: Eukaryota; Metazoa; Arthropoda; Insecta; Hymenoptera; Formicidae
Product: coiled-coil domain-containing protein 102A
Exons: 7
Coding region: 397-2061 (554 amino acids)
Cellular component (GO): myosin complex
Source: RefSeq, a predicted model, not a curated record
UUCUAAAGCUAAUGUCUAAUAUUACAUUUGUUGUGACAACUUUUUACGCGUACUGAUUGGUUGCUGAAUAGAAAAUUUUUGAAUCUCUAGAAAUUAGCUAAUCAAUGCGCUUGAAAACUUUAUCGUUCGACAAAUGUAAUACCGAUCUAAAUUUGUCCGCCUGAUCCUGAUGUCGAUGUACAAAUGAAAAUUUGUCAAACAUGUGUGGAAUUUAUUUAUUAUCGAUGUAAUCGAGUUUGAUGAAAUUUAAAUGGCACGAUUGAACAUAAGGAAGAACAAUGUUUGAUCGAUGUUAAGUCGAUGUGAGUUUUUAAUCAAGAAAUAAUAAUAUUCGAGAAGAUCGCCGAUAUAAAGUGCCAGUGAAAAGAAAACUGUAGGUUACCUGUUGUUUAUACGAUGGCACAAUCGACAACAAGCGGAACUUCUUCGCGACGAUAUAUGAGGGAGCACGAGGUGCCCUCCUCGUCACGUUAUAUGGAUAGCGAAUGGGAAUCCAAGGAGGCUUUACGACAAAGGGAACUUGAAGAGGCAAGAGCACGAGCUGCACAAAUGGAAAAAACAAUGCGAUGGUGGUCGGAUUGUACCGCUAAUUGGCGUGAAAAAUGGAGCAAAGUUCGAAAUGAGAGAAACACAGCUAGAGAUGAAGCGAAAGCUCUCAGGGCAAAAUUAGAAAUUGCUGUCAAGGAUGCGAACAAUUUCAAACAUGAAUCUCAAGAAUUGGAACUGCAAAAUGACCAAUUAAAGAAAGAAAUAGAAAAAAUACAUAUGAUACUCUUGAAACAUGCUGGGCAAUUUGAUCGACAGAUCUUUACUAUUUUAGAGUCGGAUCCACAAUUGAGAGCUACCUUUGGGUUAGAUGAACAGUUAGAGUUUUAUAGUAACGUGGAAUCCAGUGAUGCGUUAAAUAUUCAAAGGGAUAGACUUUCCUGUAAAACUUUGCGUGAAGUAUCGGAUGUUGCUUUGGGAGGUUGCGAUAUCUUGCCGGAAAGAGAUAUCGAGGAAUAUGUUUUGCAAGGUGCAGUGCCAAAACAUGCGGUGGAAUUGUAUAAAGAAAGUUCUAAUAAUUCGCUAGAUAAAACUAUCGCGAAACUUGUGGAUAGUAAUGCUAAAAAAGACACGCUAGAAAAGCAACAAUUGUCUUUAGAUAUGUACAACAAAGAAUCCGUAACGCAGAAAAUGUCAACGUUGCAACUUAAAUUAGAAGAAGCGACGAAAACUAUUUCUGUAGAAAGAGAGGAAAAAGAUUCUUUACAUCGUACUGUGGAAAAAUUGAAAGCUGAGCUUAAACAAUUAAGGGAACAAUGUGAGGAACUGUGUGAGAGUAGAGCGGAUACGAUGAAAGAAUUGUCUGAGUUAAAAGAACGAUUUCAACUCGAACUUAAUGAUGAACAUAUAGCUAAUUUAAUGGACGACACUAGUAAUGGAGAGGGUAUGGAUCGUCGUUUAAGUGAAUUGAGAACAGAACUAGAGAGACUUCAAGUUGAAAAUGCAGCAGAAUGGAGUAAAAGAGAGAGAUUAGAGACUGAGAAAAUUUCUUUGGAACGAGAAAAUAAGUUGCUUCGUCUAAAAUUAUAUGAAUUGCAAGAGAAAAUGGAAUCACGGCGAUCACGACCGGUAUCUACAGCUGACACAGACACGAGGCAAUUACAGCAUGAAAUUCUAGUUCGCAAUAUGGUAUUACUUGAAGUGAAGCAAUAUCAAGCGGCAUUGAAACAAUCAUUAGCAGAAAAAACAACAGAGUUAUCGCACGCGAUGAGACGAUCCGAACAAUAUGAGGCAGAGGUAAAGCGAGUGAGAGGGAGAGUCGAGGAACUAAAGAAAGAAUUGGCCGCUGCUCAAGAUGAAGUCGACGCAGCUACGAAUAACGUACGAAAAUUACAACGAACUAAUGAAGAUCUUAUGGAACAAUUAGAGUCUGCAAAUGUGCAACUGGAGCAUUUUAGAAAUAACAAAAAUGAAUCAUGUGUAGCAGAUACUGACAUAGAAGGAGCAAUAGAACAAAAGUUUCAAGUAAACAAUUCCGAUGAAUAUGCUGAAGUUUAUGAUCAACAGCAAGCCUAGUAUUUGCUCGUGUCAAUCGCAAUGGCGAGUUUAAGUCAGAUAGUGAAAAUGCAAAUUGGAUAUGCGAUCUUCCAACGGGCCUAAAAAACGCCAUUUUUUUUAAGUUUAGCAUUGAACGUGAUUCUUCGACGAAUUGUACAUGUCGAAUAAUUAUUGUGAGUUACGCGUUUAUUGUAUUUUAUGUUAAACGUGAUACGUCAAUACUUCCAGUACGUAAGUAAAUGUAUAUAUUAAUGUAAUGUGCAAUUUUAAUUACUUGUCGAUUGAUAAGAUUGAUGGGUCAUUAUGUUGUAGUAUUUACCGUUAAACAGUCAUAUAUUUACUCAACUUAUUAAUAGAGAGAUUGUGUUCAUCUUUAUCAUUAUUUUCUGUAAAUAAUCAUUUCAUCGUCGUUUGUAAUCUUUUUUAUUUUUGUAAAUUUUAUGAAUAUACAUUUUUUUAUUAUUCUGAUAUCUAUUAGAUGCGUAAAUUACUUCGCCUUUAUCUUUAAUUAUGUGAAGUUUGAUCGUUUGAUGAAGUUAUGUUGUCAGCUGUUAGAACAUUUUAAACCUUAAAAUUACCUUUAAAACUAACUAAACAGCAAGAAGAUAUUUGAAUUUAAACCAAAAUUAUAAUUGAUUAAAGGUAAAGGCAUCGAAUUAAUUUGCGCAUCUAAUAUCUUAUAAACAGUCUAUUCUUUAAACUAUUUACAUUCCGCGUUAUUCUAUAUGUUCUUUUUUAAAAGUGGUGUAUGUAAAGAAUAUAUUU